This is a messenger RNA of Harpia harpyja (harpy eagle), 3322 nucleotides long. RefSeq names its product Ran GTPase activating protein 1 (gene RANGAP1). Gene Ontology annotation, molecular function: small GTPase binding; GTPase activator activity. Lineage: Eukaryota; Metazoa; Chordata; Aves; Accipitriformes; Accipitridae. The record is from RefSeq and is a predicted model, not a curated record. The coding region runs from base 145 to 1869 and encodes 574 amino acids. Gene Ontology annotation, biological process: signal transduction; activation of GTPase activity; nucleocytoplasmic transport. Gene Ontology annotation, cellular component: nucleus; cytosol; perinuclear region of cytoplasm. The transcript is spliced from 17 exons.
GGCCGGCCCCGCUCCAUCGCCCCCCCCCCCGCCCCCCCUUCCACCGGCAGACCAGCGGCGGGCGGCGGCGCCGGAUCCGUCCCGGCGCGGAGACGAACUAGCAGCGAAGAGACCUCUGCUCUUAACAUUUGGAAAAGCAGGAAAAUGGCAUCAGAAGACAUCACUAAGCUUGCGGAGUCACUUGCCAAAACGAAAGUGGGUGGUGGACAAUUGAGCUUCAAAGGCCAGAGCCUUAAACUCAAUACAGCUGAAGAUGCUGAAGAAGUGAUCAAGCAAAUUGAGGAAUUUGAUGGCCUGGAAGCACUGCGUCUGGAAGGCAACACAGUGGGUGUGGAGGCAGCAAAGGUCAUUGCCAAAGCCUUGGAGAAGAAAUCGGAGCUCAAGAGGUGUCACUGGAGUGACAUGUUCACAGGGAGACUAAGGUCUGAGAUCCCUCCUGCUUUGAUCUCUUUGGGGGAUGCACUCAUCACUGCUGGAGCCCAACUGGUGGAGCUGGACCUGAGUGACAAUGCCUUUGGCCCAGAUGGUGUGCGUGGCUUUGAGGCACUGCUGAAGAGCCCCGCGUGCUACACUCUGCAGGAACUCAAGCUCAAUAACUGUGGCAUGGGCAUUGGUGGUGGCAAGAUAUUGGCAGCCGCUCUGAAAGAGUGUCACAGGAAAUCAAGUGCCCAGGGCAAGCCGCUUGCUUUGAAAAUAUUUGUGGCUGGCAGAAACCGUCUGGAGAAUGAUGGUGCCACUGCCCUGGCUGAAGCCUUUGGGAUCAUUGGGACUCUAGAAGAGGUCCAUAUGCCACAGAAUGGAAUUAAUCAUCCUGGCAUCACGGCACUGGCCCAGGCCUUUGCUAUCAACCCACUGCUUAAGGUUAUAAACUUGAAUGACAACACCUUCACAGAGAAAGGAGCUGUGGCCAUGGCAGAGACUCUGAAGGCGCUUCGGCAGAUUGAAGUGAUCAACUUUGGAGACUGCCUGGUGCGUUCGAAGGGUGCUGUUGCUAUUGCUGAUGCUGUUAAAGAAGGGCUUCAUAAAUUAAAGGAACUGAAUUUGUCCUUCUGUGAGAUCAAACGAGAUGCUGCUCUGACUGUUGCUGAAGCUAUUGAAGAUAAGGCAGAGUUGGAGAAGUUGGAUCUCAAUGGUAACUGUCUGGGAGAAGAGGGAUGUGAGCAGCUCCAGGAGAUCCUUGAAGGCUUCAAUAUGGCAGCUGUGCUGGGAUCUUUGAGUGAUGAUGAAGGGGAGGAGGAAGAUGAUGAAGGGGAGGAGGAGGAUGAAGAUGAAGAGGAGGAGGAAGAGGAGGAGGAAGAACAGCAACAGCUGAAGGAGAGAGGACAGGGAGAACAGGAGUCACUGACUCCUAAGAAGAUAAUUGAUUCACAAGAUUCAACUCCAGUACCAUCUCCUCCCGUGGAUGUUGCCACGUUCCUUGCUUUCCCAUCACCAGAGAAGCUGCUGCGACUAGGACCAAAGUGCUCUGUGCUGAUAGCUCAGCAGACAGAUACAUCUGAUGUAGAGAAAGUUGUUACAGCUCUCCUAAGGAUAUCCUCAGUCUUCAAAGAUGAAGCCCCAGUGAAAACAGCAGUGCAUGAAACAACAGAUGCCUUGAUGAGAAAAGCCUUCACUUCUGCCACAUUUAAUUCAGAUGCAUUUAUCACAAGCCUCUUGAUCCAUAUGGGACUACUUAAGAGUGAAGACAAGAUCAAAGCUGUCCCAAGCCUCUAUGGUAUUCUCAUGACCUUGAACCAUAUGGUCCAGCAGGAUUAUUUCCCUAAAUCCCUGGCCCCAGUUCUCUCAGCUUUUGUCACAAAACCAAACCGUGCUCUUGACUCCUGUUCAUUUGCUCGCCACAUGCUCUUACAAACGCUCCACCAGCUGUAAGAGACAAGAGAUGUGCUGCUGUGCCCUUCCCUCCUCAUAGGACUGUCAUCAGCAGAGAACUCAGAGCUGCGUGGUGGGAGAGGAUUCCAGAGCCCAUACAGACAUGCUGUCCUUUCUCUUUUCUUUUUCUUUUUUUUUUUUCUUUUUUCCCCAUCCCCCCCUCAUAGGAGGUCUGUCCUUCCUUCUGCUUUCAUAAAUUUGGACAAAUCCUGCUGAAUUUUUUUUUCUAUGCCUCAUGAAGUGGCUCCCUGGUCUGCAGGGCAGGUGCUUAUGCUAGAAUAAGUCAGUGCUGCUCUGAGCUCUGCAUGAAUUGAAGAGAAGAGUUCUCCACUUUGGUCGCAUUGGCAAGGGUGUGCCAAGACUAACAGGGGGCCCAGAAGAGGUGUCAUCCGGAUCAACCCAGUUGUGCAUUUUGUUUUAUUUUAUUGGACUGUGACUCCUCCCUGAUAGCAUUCAGCACUGCGCAGGAGGAAGGCAGCUGCUGCCCCUGCUUCUCCAGGCCAGGGGAGUGCUUGACCCCCUUCUGCUGCUGCUGGGUCGGAGGGGCAAGCUGUGCUCCCCCUUGUUUCUUCUUUCAAGUCCAUUUGUCGAAGGCAGUGUGUGGCUGAUUUGUAUUUUAAUAUACUACUCCCUUGCUGCUGUGGCUUAGAAUAUUCAUGCAGUGUGGCUGACCCUGGUGGCCAUUGCUGAAGGGAGCAAGUGUAUUUUUAUUGUAAAUUUUUUUCCCAUCACCUGUGGUGUUCCCUCUUCCUGCCUUUUCCCUGUCCCUUUCCCUUCUCUUCCUAAUUAAAUAGGCUUGGUUUGGAAAUUAAUACAGUCCAUGAAGUCCCUGUGGAAUACAUAUUCCCUUUCUCCUCCCUUUGACAAAACACUGGGACUGUGUGCACUGUUCACAUGUUUGAAAGCUGAGCACGUGUAAGAGCACAAAGAAUUAGGGCUGUGCUGAUUGUUCUUGGGUAGGACUGUGCUUUUCUUUUUAAUUGUGCUGAAGGAGUAGUAGCAGAUGCCCCUAAAUCUCUGUAUGGAGAAUUGUCCAUGUGCCUACACAUUUGUGGCACCUACCUGUACCAGUCCUGAGCGUGCAAGCUCACAGGCUGGUCCUGCUCCCUCUUCUGUCAAGCCUCUGAGAAUCAACCCAUCUCUUUCUCUUUAGGUAGCAAAGAGUUGUUCCUUCCCUCUCUGUUUUCAGUUGGAAGAGACAAUUCAUCCUCCCUUACCCAACCUGACAGUCGACGUGCAGUAUAAAUAGAGCCAGUGCCAGGAAGAAGUCAAGGAAAUGGAGUUAGCUGUCCCUUUGUUGUGAGAGGCGAUGUGUACCACAGCUGGCAGGGUGCGUGUGCUUGGCCUAAGUGCAGGAAAAGCUGGUGUUUAACUCGCAGGCUGUGCAGGCAGCAUGGACAGAAAAAAGGGCUUGGAGCACUGGACUGAAAUAAAGUGUGUGGUAUGCGCAAGA